AUGCUCGCUUCUCUUCUUCGUCCGAAAAAGCGACGAGAGUACGCGCAAAGCUCACAGUUCGCGUCGCGAUACGCUACCGACGAGUCGCGAUGGCCAUUGCUGAACGAAAACGAGGGAUACAAUGGAAUUCGUGAACACCGCGCUGGCUUUGAAGAUGCUGAAGAGGAGAGUGUUGAAGAUGAGGAUGCUGACGGGGAAGACGAGGCCGCGCCCAUCGAGUCCACGCCUCUACUUCCCAUAUUCUCCGCACCUCACCUAGAUCCCGAUCUAGACAUUCUGCCCGUCUUUGAUAUCACACGUUCGAUUCGGUCCUUGAUCAUUUCGCGGUGCGAUGUCAAUCUGACUUGGGAGCAAUUGCGGUCUCCUCAGAUCUCGCAGUUCUUGGUGAAGCCAAUCCUGCAGAAAAUAAAAGAAGUCCACUUUUCGAGGGCUACUCUAUAUGCACUGAUGACCAACUGUCUACAAUUCGAGCGGGAAGUUCACUUGAAUCCGGGAAAUAGCGGAACCAACCAAACUCGGGCGAUGGUGAGCGAGCUUCUCGCGAUCAAAUUGCUCAGGGACUACACUACGCGCGAACUGAUUGAUGCAUUAUCCUACGACUUUUACCCUCUCCAGGGUCAGAAGGCGGACGGCGACAGAUGGCCUUCCGCAGCCGGAAGUAAAUCACGUCCUGGUGCUGCCCGAAUUUCAUGUCUUGAGGUAGCUAUCCGUGCCCAGGCGAAACGCUUCCUGGCACAUCCUCUGGUUAUCAAGCAGUUGGAAGCUAUCUGGGCUGGUACGAUUGUUUUCCACUCGGCUGCAGACAGUCUUCACCGUGCAUCCACACAGGCUCGCUUUGAACAAAGACCGGGAUCCUACGGUGCCACUUCUAGCGGCAACAGGUUCUCAGAUAAAAAUCUCGGCUCCGGUGCAUCAAGUCUACGCCGGUCUGUGACGCUUUACAACCCACGUGAUGCCUCGCCGUUUAAGCUCUCCCGUCUUAGGGUCCCUCGUUACAGGCAGUUUCUAUCGACCUGUUCCUUUGCCGUUCUUCUUGGUCUAUUCCUCGCCGUAUUACAACAACGGAGCAUAGGAAUCACUUUGUUGGAAGUUUUGUUCUGGUUCUGGAGCGCCGGAUUUAUGCUGGACGAGCUGAUCAAUUUCAAUGAGCAGGGCUUCAGCCUCUACCUCAUGAGCUUCUGGAACAUAUUUGACAUUGGCAUCCUGGUUCUUCUGUUCUGCUUCUACUGCAUGCGGCUAUACGGCGCUGUUGUGCCAUACGCUCCUAAGCAGGAAGUUGCGGAAAGAGCGUACGAUAUUCUGGCUGCAAACGCAGUCCUUCUGUUCCCGCGACUAUUUUCGGUGCUUGAUCACUAUCGCUAUUUCUCUCAAUUGCUUAUUGCAUUCCGAAUAAUGGCUUCUGAUUUGGUGGCAGUUUUUGUUCUGAUCGUUAUUGCGUGCAGUGGGUUUCUAGUGGCUUGUCUUAGUAUUGGCCAGGAUGAAACUCCAGCGUCCGUCGCAUACGCCCUCUUCCAGAUGGUGAUGGGCUUCACCCCGGCUGCUUGGACGCUUUGGGACGAAUACGGCUUCCUCGGGCGCGUGAUUCUGACUAUGUUCUUAUUCAUCUGUCAUUUCGUGAUCAUGACCAUUUUGAUCACAGUUCUUACAAAUUCAUUUAUGAGGAUUGUGCAGAAUGCCAACCAGGAACACCAGUUCUUGUUUGCUGUUAACACAAUCUCAAUGGUCAAAUCCGACGCCCUUUUCUCCUAUGUGGCGCCAACGAAUAUUUUCGCUUGGCUGAUCACUCCGCUCCGGUGGAUGAUCCCGUUCAGACAAUAUGUGCGGCUUAAUCGCACUAUCAUUAAGAUCACCCAUAUGCCUAUACUGUUCACCAUCUGCGCAUACGAGAAGAUGAUCUUGAGCCCACAAAUGAUUGAAGCCACUGACCUUAUCGAUCGCCCCGUACAAUUUGCAACAGGGAACCAUAGCCGUCAUAGAUUUAGAGCUUUGAGUACGCGGGUCUCACGACUGAUUCGAGAACCAUCUGUGGCCACGUUCCAGCAAGAUCGGGCCCUCGCUGAGGUGUUUCGGCAACCGUUUAGCGGAAGACCCAGCCGCAGCCCUGCAAGAGCCAUUCAAAGAAAGAGUAACCUUGUCAACGAGUGGAUGCAAGGCAUGGGUUCCGGGCCAGUCAACCCACCUGAUGAGCAGGAUUCCGAUGAAGUCGACCGACUGGAACGAAUGCCAAAAGGGCGUUUUCCUUUUCGACGGAGGCAAACCCGCAGUCUUCGUGACUUUACAGAGUCGAUUGCCUCAAACCUCGACGAUCAUGUACCGCAGGCCAUCUCCUCUCCUGUCACGCCGCGUAACGGGAGGAACCUGCUGCCUGACAGAGCACGGCGGUUCUCGCAUCAUACAGAUAUUGAAGGCGACAAUGAGCUUACCAGCAACGACAACGCUUCGACUGAGCAAAGGUCAAACUCCAGAGAUUCCGAUGACGAGUCUGGCCGCGGGCAGAGUGGUGGUCUGGUUCAGGGGAAAACCACCCCGAAAUUCUACAGCUCUCGUCCGUCUACAGCUAAACGCAGGUCUCGCAAGAACAGUCCGAACCGAUUUUCCCGCCACCACUCACGACAUCCAUCUGGAGCCACAAUUCUCUAUAAUCCAGUAUCAUCAAGUCACGAUGACGAAACCGAUCCGGCAUCACCUUUAGUUCGACCUAGAAUCAUACCAAGCCACUCAAUCUCUGUGGCCUCAACCAAUCGAAAUACACUAGAAAGAAGACACAGCUUGGAUACUGGCAGAACCCUCAAUUCGAAUAUAUUCAGGUCGAACCCAAUGUCUGUACCUAACAAAGGGGACAUCCUCGGACCCGAUCUCGGCCACAGCUCAUGGCAUCACGAAGCAUCUGCGCUCGCCGGUCUGGGCUCAGACCUGGGAGACGGUAAGGCAAUCGCCAACGGGUUCGUCGGGGGCGUUCCAUCAAGCUUCACCACCCAAAUGGCGUACGCAACAGGCGGCAUUCGACGCAGAGAUAGCCCCAACAGAAACCAGGAUCUUCUCAGCAAGCUCGUUCUGGCCCGAAUGAAUAACAUUGAAGAAGGGUUCCGCGAGGUGAUCAAAGAAGUCAAAGACCUCCGGUCUAGCCGCAACCAGAGUCGGCUGGAUGAGCAACACACCAGCCAACGAGACAAGCGGCGAGCAGAGAAGAAGAAAGCUCUAGGAUCAAGGAAGAGUAAGACGAGUGAUGGCACUCGAACAGCGGAGCCGACGCUAGCUGGAAACGGUUCGGAUAUGAAUGAGUACGAAUGA
Aspergillus nidulans FGSC A4 is the source of this 3291-nucleotide messenger RNA. Its product is annotated as protein trp2. NCBI's taxonomy places the organism in Eukaryota, Fungi, Ascomycota, Eurotiomycetes, Eurotiales, Aspergillaceae. The transcript has 2 exons. Gene Ontology annotation, cellular component: membrane. Bases 1 to 3291 code for a protein of 1096 amino acids. The record is from RefSeq and is a predicted model, not a curated record.